Molecule: messenger RNA, 4376 nt
Organism: Jatropha curcas
Lineage: Eukaryota; Viridiplantae; Streptophyta; Magnoliopsida; Malpighiales; Euphorbiaceae
Product: trafficking protein particle complex subunit-like protein
Source: RefSeq, a predicted model, not a curated record
GAAUUGGGCCUGGCCUGACAACAUCAAAGAUUUAGCUGCUGAAACUUGAAAGGGCAUGAAGACUAGAAUCAGUGCUCCCAAUUCUGAAUUGGGAAAAUUGUAAAUAAGAAAUUGAUGCAUUCUAAUUAAAAUUCGCCUGUUGGUGCAGCUAACUUCAAUUUCAAUUUACAAUUUACAGACGAAUUAAUAAUGGAUGAGUAUCCGGAGGAGCUACGGACUCCGCCGGUGGGUCUGAUAGCCUUGGUCGGAUGUCCUGAGCACCACUCCGUCAUAUCCGCCCACCUCCACUCUGAACAGCCACCAAUCAACACCCUUGCCUUGCCGGACCUCUCUAAGAUCUCUCUCCUCUUGUCUUCUAACAAGAAGACGACGACUCCUGAUCCCACCUUAAUUCCUACUGCUGGUAUUCUCAAGAGAGAUUGGCUUCUUAAACACCGCACUAGGGUUCCGGCAGUUGUCGCCGUUCUCUUUAGUUCCGAUCAUGUCUCUGGGGAUCCCGCUCAGUGGCUUCAGCUUUCCACUGAUCUUGAAAAUCUCAAAGUCUUGAUUCGUCCAAAGAAUAUCAAAUUGGCUGUGAUAGUAGUGCAGUCUUCUUCCGACGAUGAUAUCAGCGAAGAUCGAAUCAUUGCACUUCGCAAGCGAGCUGAAUUGGACCCCAAAUACCUUAUGGUCUUCAACCAUACUGAUGCUUAUCAGCUUAAACAAUCCCUUAGCAAAUUGGGCAGCACAUUUGCUGAGUUAGCUAAUACAUAUUACAGAGAUGAAGGCCGAAGGAUUAAAACACGCGUCGAAAAGAAGAAUUUUAAUUCUAAUGAGUUGAAUAUUCGCUAUUGCUUUAAAGUUGCUGUAUAUGCAGAGUUCCGGAGAGAUUGGGUUGAAGCUUUUAGGUUUUAUGAGGAUGCAUAUCAUACACUGCGGGAGAUGGUUGGAACUGCAAAUAGGUUGCCAGUAAUUCAGCGAUUGAUUGAGAUAAAAACUGUAGCUGAGCAACUUCAUUUCAAAAUAUCAACUUUGCUAUUACAUGGUGGGAAGGUAGUAGAGGCUGUUACAUGGUUCCGCCAACACAUUACUUCUUACAAGAAGCUUUUAGGACCAGCAGAAGCUACAUUUCUUCACUGGGAAUGGAUGAGUAGGCAGUUUUUGGUGUUUGCUGAAUUGCUUGAGACCAGUGCAAAAGCGAUUCAUAGCAGUUCUAAUCCAGCUUUGGUCACCACUGACAGGCCUUUAACUGAGUGGGAAUUGCAACCAGCUUAUUACUAUCAGUUAGCUGGUCACUACCUGAAGGAGAAGAGAACAUCUCUUGAACUUGCACUGUCAAUGUCACAAGCUGCUGAUGAGAUUGAUUGCAGUGCUGAAUCAGUGGCACCUUCAGUUUAUGUGGGUCAGUUUGCUCGAUUACUUGAGCAAGGGGAUGCACUAGCUAUGCAAUCUCUUACUGAUGAAGAGUACACCCAGUAUGCUAUUGCAGAAGGGAAAAGAUUUCAAGAUUCUUUUGAAAUUAUUGCUCUUCUUAAAAAAUCUUAUGAAUCAUAUAUCAAUCUCAAGGCCCAGCGAAUGGCUUCUCUUUGUGGGUUCCAGAUGGCUAGAGAAUAUUUUCAAGUGGAUGAUUUUAGUAAUGCAAAGCAAUUACUUGAUGGUGUUUCAGGUUUAUACAGAAAAGAGGGAUGGGCCACUUUAUUGUGGGAAGUCUUGGGUUUUCUGCGUGAGUGUUCAAGGAAAUGUGGUAUGGUGAAAGAAUUUAUAGAGUACUCCCUUGAAAUGGCUGCAUUGCCAGUAUCAGAUGUCCAAUAUUUCAGAUCUAAAGAUUGUAGUCCAGCUGGUCCUGCAAGUGUUGCUCAGAAAGAAGUUAUACAUAAGGAGGUUUUUCAGCUUGUCAAUGGAGAAACAGGGGUGGCAUCAGUCUCAGAUAAUAGUGAGCUCAAAGUAAACCAAGAUAAUCCCCUGCAUCUUGAGAUUGAUCUUGUCAGUCCCCUUAGAUUGGCACUUCUUGCUUCAGUUGCUUUUCAUGAACAGAUGAUGAAGCCUGGUGUUCCUGCCUUGAUUACACUGUCACUUCAAUCACAAUUGCCUCUUACUGUUGAAAUUGAUCAAUUAGAAGUGCAGUUUAAUCAAUCAGAGUGUAACUUUGUCAUCAUAAAUUCCCAAAAACCUCCAUCUGCUGCAAUGUCCAUUGGCCAACAGGGUCACCGUGUUGAAAGUUCUCCUUCUCUAACACUUGUUACUAAUAAGUGGCUACGGUUGACAUAUGCCAUUACAUCUGAACAAAGUGGGAAGCUGGAGUGCAUAUAUGUUGUUGCAAAAAUGGGAGCCCACUUCACAAUUUGUUGUAGAGCUGAAAGCCCUGCUUCAAUGGAUGGUUUACCUCUUUGGAAGUUUGAAGACUGUGUAGAGACUUUUCCAACCAAGGAUCCUGCUCUUGCAUUCUCUGGUCAGAAGAUUACCCAGGUUGAAGAACCAGACCCGAAAGUGGAUCUUAUUUUAGGUGCUUCUGGACCUGCAUUGCUUGGAGAGUGCUUCGCUAUUCCUGUUACUGUGGCUUCCAAGGGUCAUGCCAUCUUUUCUGGUGAGUUGAAAAUCAAUCUAGUGGAUGUAAAAGGAGGCGGGUUGUUUAGUCCGAGGGAAGCAGAAUCAUUCUCUAUGGAUAACCAGCAUGUUGAGCUUCUUGGUCUUAAUGGGCCAGAAGGAGAAGAUGAAUCUCAAGCAGGACCUGAUAAAAUAAAGAAAAUUCAGCAGUCCUUUGGUUUGAUUUCUGUUCCUGUUCUGCAAGAUGGAGAAUCAUGGUCCUGCAAACUGGAAAUUAAGUGGCAUCGACCCAAACCAGUUAUGCUUUUUGUAUCAUUGGGCUAUUUUCCAGAUAGCAGUGAAAUAACUUCACAGAAAGUCCAUGUCCACAAGAGCUUACAAAUUGAAGGAAAGAAUGGUGUUCUAAUUAGCCAUCAGUUUAUGCUGCCAUUCAGGCAGGAUCCUCUGUUGCUAUCAAAGCUCAAGCCAGCUCCUAAUUCUGAUCAACGCGCAUCACUACCGCUGAAUGAAACAAGUAUACUAGUUGUUACUGCUAAAAACUGCAGUGAGAUUCCAUUGCAGUUACAAUCCAUGUCUAUUGAAGUGGAUGAUGAUAAUGAAAGGUCAUUUACCUUGCAACAUGGUGGUGAGGAUCUUUUGGGACCUGCCUACCUUGUGCCUGAAGAAGAGUUCAAAAAGGUUUUCACUAUCAUUCCUGAGGUGGAAUCAUCAAACCUCAACUUAGGAUCAGUCUCCCUAAGAUGGAGGAGAAAAUCUCAAACUGAAGGUCAGUCUAGUUCUGCUGCUGAAUCUUGGGUUUUAACUAAACAUAAACUUCCUGAUGUAAAUGUAGAGUUAUCCCCAUUGGUUUUAAGUGUGGAAUGUCCACCAUAUGCCAUUCUAGGAGAUCCCUUCACAUACUCGGUCAAAAUUCGAAACCAGACACAGUUGCUUCAAGAGGUGAAAUUCUCAUUGGCUGAUGCACAAAGUUUUGUGUUAUCUGGAUCUCACAGUGACACAGUUUUUAUUCUUCCAAAAUCUGAGCGCGUUCUUGGUUACAAGAUUGUGCCACUUGCGUCAGGUUUGCAACAGUUGCCUCGAGUUACUGUGACUUCUGUGCGAUAUUCAGCUGGGUUUCAACCAUCAUCUGCUGCAUCUACUGUUUUUGUCCUUCCCUGUAAUCCUCAUUUCAACACAGCUGAUACAGGAGACAGGGGGAUGGAAUCCGUUGCAGCAGAGUAGUAUUGCCACUCAUGCUGGUUAAUAUUUUGCAGAAACAAGAUCCAGUCAUCAAGGCUGCACAAUGAUUUGUCGACGGCCAAGUGAUCAUUUCAUGCCUGGCUGUAGCUGGAUUUGGAAGAAAAAAAUGUGGUUUUAAGUGCUUUUGUCUUCGGAGGGAAUCUUUCAAAAAGGAGUUCAGAAUGUUGAAGUGUUCUGAACAGAUGUACUGACCCAUACAGGCAUAUCGUUAUGUCAUAUGGCUUGUAAAGAGUGGAGAUGGUGAUUUGCAUUUCGAGGCGGAUUUGGUUCUUGCAGGGAGUUACUAUCAUUAUGCAUCCCAUAUCCUUAAUGAAAAUGUUACUGCGUAUAAUCUUAAGCAGGUAAUAGAAUUGCCUUAUUGUUUGAUAGAUGUCAAUUUAUAGAUUCUUUCGUUAGAGAGAUGGGAAAAAUUGUACUUAACCAGUUGACAGGUGAAUCACUCGAACUGUGGAUAAAUAUGGCAUUUUUUUUUUUAUUUUUUGAGAUGUUAUUUUGUUCAUUUUUUUUAGUUAUAUUUUAGAGGAUGAGUGCUGAUAAGGCACAAAAUGGUGGUGCACCUGUCACAGAAUUUUUUUUUUAAAAUAAAAAUAUGUAUGCUUAUUGCUCAUUGGUUA